AUGCCGUCACUCACUUUGAAUGGCAACGCCGCUGGUGCAGACAACAUUUCACACAUCCGCAGCUUCUGGGCUCGCCACGAACACCUUCGCGACAACGAGACUCUUCGCACAGUCUUACUAGAAGAUGUCAUCACACGCUACGAGAAUCUGGUCAAUACGCAUGCGGACUACGUCGCUCACCACCAGAAUGAGCUUGAGCAGAGCCUGGCGCUACAACAAGCUCAGAACAAUGUGCGCCACCUGCAGAACCUCCUGAACCGCGACCCCUACCUCCUGGUCCUCAUUGAAGGCGACGGUAUGAUCUUUAACACUAUCGAAGAUGGUGAAGCCGGUGGAAAAGUGGCGGCUACGACCUUGCAGAAUGCUAUUCUUGACUGGGCCACGACCAGCAACAACGUUCUUGAGUGUCCGCCUGACGUGAAGGUUGUCGUUCGCGUUUACCUCAAUCUGAAGGGCUUGGGCGAGGCAUGUGCAAAGGCCGGUCUUAUUAGCUCGCCGGCUGUACUGGAGGAGUUUGCACGUGGAUUCACGAGGGGCAAGACUAUGUUUGAUGUGGUUGAUGUUGGGUAUGGCAAGGAUAGGGCGGAUGUAAAGAUUGCUGAAAACUUCAAGCUCUUCUUGCACGACUACCACUGCCGUCAAAUCGUUCUCGGCUGCUCCCACGACAAUGGAUUCGCCCGCCUACUGGAGCAAUAUACCGAGAGCCAGGAAGCCCAGAUGCGAGUCACCCUCAUGAAAGGCGUCCCAUUCGAGAAAGAGCUCACGGUCUUACCCUUCAGGACUGUAAAGUUCGACCGCAUCUUUCGGGAUCUCAAGACCGUGGUCAAUACACCUGACCUCUUGACCGGCAUUUCCCCACGUCGAGAUUCGCAUGCUCUCAGUGGUGCCAGCAGUGCUUUUACGCCGCGCUCGAUCACGCCAAUUACGCCUCGCUAUGCCACACCCGCCUCGAAUGGCAUGUCACAGCUUGACGGUGUGUCUGGUCAUCUACGCAGCAUGUCUUUGACCUCGUCCAAUUCUGAAUCUGGUGGAAGUACGUGGGCGACGCUUGCCAAGGCUCGCGCUGACCGCCCGUUGACUGAUCUCCGCAAGAUGUCUUCACCGGCUGAUGUACAAGAUCUCGGCCCACCAAAUCUGCGGAAAUCAAGCAUCUCACGCAAUCGUGCUGGCCAGCGCAUUGACGACAGCUUCGACUACGACCGCGAUGAGGUCCAGUAUUUGAAGAAGAUGAAGAUGUGCAAUCAGCACUAUAUCGGUAUGGGAUGUUGUCACUACAACGCUGGGAAGCCGGACAAAUGUCCUCACAAACACGAUAUCAAGCUCAACAAACACCAGCUGUACUGUCUUCGUGUUGUUGCUCGAGAGACGCCGUGCAAGAAGGGGCUGUACUGUGCGGACACUACGUGCAUCUAUGGCCACCGUUGCCCGUUUCCGAGAGCUUCGGAAGGCUCGAUGAGAGGCUCUGAUCGGUGUCUCAAUGGCGAGUUGUGCCGGUUUGGGGCGGAUAUGCAUGGGGUUGACACUAAGGUUGUCAAGAUGACUCGUGCGACUGGUCGGUUCUAG
Recurvomyces mirabilis is the source of this 1563-nucleotide messenger RNA. RefSeq lists its product as uncharacterized. The transcript is spliced from 2 exons. The record is from RefSeq and is a predicted model, not a curated record. Lineage: Eukaryota; Fungi; Ascomycota; Dothideomycetes; Mycosphaerellales; Teratosphaeriaceae. Gene Ontology annotation, molecular function: metal ion binding. Bases 1 to 1563 code for a protein of 520 amino acids.